AUGCCCCGCUCGGCGCGCCCCUCGCUCGUGGACGAGCUCAUCCCCAUCCCGCAGCCAUCAGCGCACGGCGACAUCGACUCGCUCGCUGUCGCCGUCCGCCGCUUCGGCUCGGUAGCCAUCAUCACCUUCUUCCUCGUCGCGACGGCCUACUGGGUCUGCGAGGGCUCGGCGCCGCCCCACCGGCACAGGUUUCGCGACCUCCAGCGCAUGUUUGUCGCGCGGUUGGAGAGCCGGUACGACCUCAACAUUGCAGAGUAG
Messenger RNA from Vanrija pseudolonga, 258 nucleotides. RefSeq lists its product as uncharacterized. The transcript has a single exon. The record is from RefSeq and is a predicted model, not a curated record. Lineage: Eukaryota; Fungi; Basidiomycota; Tremellomycetes; Trichosporonales; Trichosporonaceae. Bases 1 to 258 code for a protein of 85 amino acids.